Molecule: messenger RNA, 843 nt
Organism: Macrobrachium nipponense
Lineage: Eukaryota; Metazoa; Arthropoda; Malacostraca; Decapoda; Palaemonidae
Product: chromosome partition protein Smc-like
Exons: 1
Coding region: 1-843 (280 amino acids)
Source: RefSeq, a predicted model, not a curated record
AUGGAAAAUCGUCGGGAAGAAGAGGAGAAAGCGAGAGGCAGAGACAUCCAGAUUUUGGAAAAAGAGAGGAAUCUCUUCCAGGAGAGGAUGGAAAACGCUCUGAAGGAGGGAAAAGAGCUCGCCUCGAGACUUAAAGAAGCUGAAGCCACCAAUCGAGUGUUGGCUUCGGCGAAUGAAGACUUCAAGAGGACGAAUGACCAAAUGCAAGACGCUCUGGAAGAGAAAGAGAAGGAGAUCGACCAUCUAGAAAAUUUGAAGGAAGUGUCUGCACAAGAAAUAGCUGAUCUGCAACAGAUGAAUGGCGAUCUCGAGAAGGAAAUUGAAAAGAAUCUGGAUGAACAGGAGAAGAACAGAAUUUUGAACGACGAAGUUCAGCAAAUGAGAAAUUGGGUUGCUGAACUAGGCGGUCAGAAUGCUAAGAUGGCUGAGGAACUGGACCAGAAAGAACAGGAAAUAAGUUCACUAAAGGAUUCUUUAGGAAAUGAAGAAGUAGAGAAUAGAAUUCUGAAAGAAGAAGUUCAGCAGAUGAGAAACUGGGUUGCUGAACUAGGCGGUCAGAAUGCUAAGAUGGCUGAGGAACUGGCCCAGAAAGAACAGGAAAUCAAGUCACUGAAGGAUUCUUUAGAAAAUGGAGAAGGCGAAAACAGAAUUUUGAAAGAAGAAGUUCAGCAGAUGAGAAAUUGGGUAGCUGAACUAGGAGGUCAAAACGCCAUGAUGGAGGAGGAACUGUCCAAUAAAGAAUUGAAAAUAAAUUCACUAAAGGAUUCUUUAGGAAAUGAAGAAGGAGAGAAAAUUUUGAAUUUUGAAGAAGGUUCAGCAACAAAUGAGGAACUGGGUAGCUGA